UCCACAAACGGCAAAUUUUAAUUAUUAUGGUUUUUGUUGAAAUUUUAAUUGAAUUUGCUGAAAAAAUUAUCUCAAACUAUGCUCAAAUGAUGCACAAUCAAUUCACAAAACACAUCUGCAUAAUAAAGUUUACUAAAAACCAUCAAUAACACAAUUUCGAAGGAAUAUUCAAAACAAAAGCGCGCGCCAAGUUUCACAGACACGAAGAAUAAAAUAACAUUGCCCAAAAUAUCCACGGGAAACCUCUUGCAGAGGCGUCAAUCAUGUCUGAAAAACGUAAGUUUGAGGAAUAUCAUGACCCAGACUAUCCCCAAAACAACACCGGCAAGAGAAUACGCACCACCUCCUUGCAAUCGUCCGAGGAGAGAAACGCCCGGAUUAAGGAAAUCAUCAAUAGGGAGUUUAACCGGGAAAUCCAAUUUAGGGAAGAGCAACUCGAUGAAAUCGAUAUGAAGAUCUCCAAAGCCAAGGACAUUCUCCACCAAAUUCGGUACACCGUUGUCUCGGAUUAUUACAACAAGCAAAAUUUACAAUACACCGAGGCUGAGGCAGGAGCCCUACGAGGUGCAUCAUUAUUCGAUAACGAACCCGAUGGCCCACAAGUACCACUCCAUCCGGCGGUUAAGAAGAUCGUUGGCAAAAAACCCAAGACCUACGAUGAACUACUUCGCUCCCGACCGACUGUUCGUGAGGCGGCCAAAACCGCGAAAACAUCAAUUAAGGAAAAAUCCCGCACAAAGAAAGAGGAAAAACGCAUCCAACGAAUGAUCAAGCAACGUGGAAUCGUAAUCGACCAUUCGAAUCCCGAACAGAGUCUAGACAUGGCCGCAAUGAUUGGCAUAAAGGAACCUAAUGGACCGAUCAAAGUCCCCAGACAUAUUGAACCUAUAAAAGUGGAAAAACCUGUACCGAAGCUUAACAGUGCCCGAUUAAACAAUCAGACAAAACAUCUGAUAGUUGUGGGGAACACAUCGAAAUAUAUUGGUGAUGAGAAACCGUCGGACAAUUCAUCGCACAAAUGGCUGGUGUACGUCCAGGCAAAGACUGGUAUUCCUAUUGAGAAGUUCGUUACGAAAGUUAGGUUCUUCCUGCAUCCAUCGUACAGACCUAAUGAUGUUGUGGAUGUGGAUUCGCCUCCUUUUCAACUCGCUCGACGCGGUUGGGGGGAGUUUCCUGUGCGGUUGCAGUUAUUUUUCGAUCCCCAGAUUGAACAGAAACCUGUGCAGUUGGUUCAUAACUUGAUCCUGGAUAAGACUUUAAGUGGAUUACAGACAAUGGGUGCGGAGACUCUGGUAGAAAUUUGGCUGCGAACAGAUUCUAUUACUCCUCCACUAUCACCACCAACAACAUCAUCGAGAAGCCCCUAUCGCACAGAAACCAUCACAAAAUCGAAGCACCUACUAUCGCCUUCGAAAACUGCAGAAAUCAUAAAUCCCAAAGCUGAAAUAGAUGACAAUCUCUUUGAUUUCUUGGAUAAAAUUGAAAGUCCUGCGAUAUGUGCUGAUAUAGAAAAAAUUCAACCAACUUUCAUGGAUUCUCCUCUAGCCGACACUCCAAUAUGUCGAAGACCUCUUGGUUUGCCUCCCGCUCGCAACAUAACAGAAUCAAUAAUGCAAUUAAGUGAGGAACCAGCUCCAUUACCAACACCAACCACAACAACACCUACAAUACCUUCACAGAUUUUGAAAAGUCCAAAAAUGGAACCGGAAAUCGUUCCCAAAAUACUCCCUGUCAUAGCUAAAGAAAACAACAAAAUUCAACAACCUAUAAAAACAGAACCAACAAAGGUUGUAAGUGUUCCUACGAAGAGUACAGCGACAGCUGAAAGCAAGCUAACAGCUCCAGCUACAAAUCAAACCAAUGGCAAUAAUCCGGUCAUGGUUAAUCCGAAUAUACUCCAAAAGAAACUUGUCCAGUUUAUUGACAAAGAAGGCAAUGUAAAGGUCAUGCAAAUGCUCAUUGCAUCGAAAAAUUCAAUGCCACCGUUCCAAACAACUGCGCAAAAGCCAAUGACCAAUGUCAAUGGCCAACUCAAAUUAGUCACAAAGAAUGGAGAUGCAUCGCACUCUCAACAAAUGCAAAUUGUGAGAAGACUUCCCCCAAAACAAAUAAAUGAAAUCGAAGCAAAUGGGAAUAAACAUGUGAUAUCUCAGGAAAAAGAAGCAGCCUCAACUUCUCCAGCGCAAACUUCACCCAGACAAGCUUCUUCCACAGUUACUCAUUCGGAGAAUUUCGGUCCCAAUCAGUUUGGAUGUAAACCAAUUUUCCGUCGCAAUGGCCCGGCAAAGAAUCAAGUAAUUCACAAGGAAGGCAAGGUUUACAUCAUAGAUCCCUUGCAGAACAAACUGAAGCAGGAGCAAAAGAAGCAGGUGUCGCUCCUCAAACCCCAAAUCAGUCUACUCAAACCGAUUACCCAAAAUGACAAUCUAGGAAAUUGUAUUCGCAACAAUGCCAGCAAUGUCUUCAAACACACGUCAAUCGCAACGGAUCACGACUACACCAAUCGGCUGAAUCCUAACCGCGCUCCAGCCAAUACGGUCACAAUUACCAAACCGGCACAACCACAAAUAUCACCUGCGUUCCGUCGUCCGAAUACAAUUACAGUUCGCAACAUCCCCAAUCCAGCGAACUUUAUUCCUUCGCGGGUCCCAGAAUUGAAAAAAGGAAACUUUAUUCCCGUGAAAGUGAACCAUAAACCAGUUAUAGCUCUGAUGAAAAAACAACGGAGAGAAUAUCGCAGAGAGUUGGAGCAACAGUUCAAUAAUACCGCUUUUGCAACUGUUCGCAGUGGAGUGGAGUUUCUUUUGCGACGACUGCCGAUGGUCAAUAGUCUGGCGUUGGAGAACGACUAUCGGAUGGCGUUUCCAUUUAUUAUUGCAACGUGGGCUGAUUUUCGCAAGACGAUUCCAAUUAAACUUAAAGCUUUAGAGUGGCUUCGGGCAAAGUUCAUCUCAAGAAGCAUAGCGCAACAUCCAAAGCUCAAGACUGCAGAUUUAUGGACAACAAAAGAAAUUGUAAUCUUUGCUCGUCAUCACGCCUAUACCCCUGUGAUAAACUCAAUGGAAGUUCAUAACCAGCAAGCUAAGGAUGGCCAAAUUGGGAAUAAGUUGACAAAAACAGACCAUAAAGACGCCAGCCUUACGGAAUUGGUCAAACAUGAAAUUGAAAAAGAACAGAUUCGCUACCAAACUGUGACACCUAAUCAUCGUAUAUGUGAUUGGACUGAACGAGCUUGGAAGCGUGUUAACAGUCAUUAUAAGGAACACGACACAAUAAUUGACGUUGAUAGCUUGGAUGAGAUUCACAAUGAGAUGGAAUCAAAACGACACAUUAAACAGUCUCCGUUGAAGACUCAUCAAGGUAAAUUGUGGCUUUCCAUGGAUGAAAAGCUUGAGAAAGAAGCUAACUUAGUGAGCGGAAUGUGUCAAGACAUUGGAAUUCGUCUUCAGCCCGAGGAAAUACAUCGAGAUGUAAUUCAUCCAACGGCGCACACUCUUUUGUCAAAAACUCUUCGUUUGUUUAUCCAGGACGUAGUUCGCCGUUCGAUUGGCUUCAAAAUGAAAAACAGUAAAGAAAGAACAUCAACUGAACUUAGUUUAGAACCAAAUGAUAUUCGCAGUGCUCUCAACUCCAGGCCUGAGUUUGACUUCACAACAAAUAAAUACUUUGGUACAAUUAAAUCAAAGGAUCUCCUCGAGAUGGGAUAGAGAUAAAUUUAAAAAAUGUGUUAAUUUAAAGAAAAAAGAAUUAAAGUAAGCUCCGUUGGUGUAUUUAUUUUAUACGAGUCAAGUGUAAAUAUAUUUUAAUAAUUA
Eupeodes corollae is the source of this 3812-nucleotide messenger RNA. It is a transcript of the gene D12, whose product is annotated as YEATS domain-containing protein 2. Gene Ontology annotation, molecular function: histone binding. Lineage: Eukaryota; Metazoa; Arthropoda; Insecta; Diptera; Syrphidae. The coding region runs from base 264 to 3707 and encodes 1147 amino acids. Gene Ontology annotation, biological process: chromatin remodeling; regulation of transcription by RNA polymerase II. The transcript is spliced from 6 exons. The record is from RefSeq and is a predicted model, not a curated record. Gene Ontology annotation, cellular component: NuA4 histone acetyltransferase complex.